AUGCCUCAUGGGGCUCAAAUAGGUAGUAGUGGUGCGCAAUCAAAUGAUCAAGAAGAUGAAACACCACAAUUUUACACUCAAGGUAGCUUAGAAACAUUUAACCUUGGUGAAGAAGUUGCAUCCGUACGUGUUGUGAAUACGCAUAAACAAAGGUUCCAACAAAAAGAGGAUGGAAUUCUGAUUCAAUCAUGGCUCAACGUUUCAAAAGAUUCAAUUGUUGGGUUGAUAAAAAAGGAGAUAGUUUUUGGAAGCGGACCGGUGAAGCUUACAACAAGCAUCGUGACAUCAACUACAAAGAGAGGAAACUGA
Molecule: messenger RNA, 309 nt
Organism: Lathyrus sativus (Indian pea)
Lineage: Eukaryota; Viridiplantae; Streptophyta; Magnoliopsida; Fabales; Fabaceae
Source: the annotation of a GenBank genome assembly